This is a messenger RNA of Patella vulgata (common limpet), 2870 nucleotides long. RefSeq names its product ankyrin repeat domain-containing protein 42. Lineage: Eukaryota; Metazoa; Mollusca; Gastropoda; Patellidae. The record is from RefSeq and is a predicted model, not a curated record. Gene Ontology annotation, molecular function: protein binding. The coding region runs from base 63 to 1643 and encodes 526 amino acids. The transcript has 12 exons.
UCUGCUGCGUGAUUGACUCCCAAUGUAAACAGUAACGAAAAUAACAAUUUUUUGUUGAAUGAAUGUCAAAAAUCAUCAAAAUGCCUGGUAAAGUAAUACCUAAUAGACCUCACACGAUCCAUGAAGCUGUGAAACAAUGUGAUGUUUUAUCUCUAGAAUAUAUGACCAAAAAUGGUGGCAGUAUCAACGAAGUAGAGGAUGUUGAUAAAUUUACACCGUUGCACACAGCGUGUAAUAAUGGUGCUUUAGAGUGUGUACAUUGGUUGUUGUGGCACGGAGCAGAUCCUAAUAUAAACACACCUAAAGGUUGGACACCAGCUCAUAUAGCAGCCAUACGAGGUCAGGAUAGUUGUAUACAGGCAUUAACGAAUAGUGGAGUUAGUUUAGCGGAGAAAGAUGUCCGUGGUUGUACACCAACUCAUCUGGCUGCCUCACAUGGUCAUUCCUUUAGUUUAAAUGCCAUUCUUCGAUCUGGAGUUGAUGUGAAUGCUGUGGAUAGGAAUGGCUGGAUGCCGAUACAUUACGCAGCGUAUCAUGGUAGACUUGGUUGUUUACAGACGUUGAUCAAAUGGGGAGCUAAUCCUGAUGAAGUAGAAAAUAACGGCAACACGCCAGCCCAUCUAGCCGCCCAGGAGGGUCAUCUACCUUGUCUCAAAUAUCUGGUGACAUAUACGAGAAACCAGACCCAUACUCUAGGAGCAAGGAAUGAUAACGGUGAAACACCGAAAGAUCUAGCUGAACAGUUUUAUAAACAGAAUAUUCUAGAUUAUAUCAAUAAUAUCGAAUGGGAAGAAGAACAUCCAGAAGUAGAAGACAAUUCGGCGUUCCCUGCUCAUGUAGCCGCGUAUGCCGGUGAUCUAGAUCAGUUAAAGAUGCUGGUGGAGAACGGGGUUGUUAAUAUCAAUGAAAAAGAUACGAAGGGUUCAACACCAGCACAUAAAGCUGCUGGUCAAGGUCAUCUACGUGUUUUACAGUGGUUGGUUGAAAUGGGUAGUGAUAUGACUAUAGAAAAUAGUGCUGGGGAAACACCACGUGAUGUGGCUUUACGAUUCUCACAUCUAGCAUGUGUUAAAAUACUCGGGGGUGACCCUGAUGCAGAUGAGGUUGACGAAGAAGAUGAACUAGAUUUUGAAGAUGAUGAUGAGGAUGAUGAUGUAGAUGGUGAUAGUUUUGAUGGGGCGUCAGGUCGUAGAGGUGGCAGACAUGCCAAGGCUAAAAGGAGGGCAGCAAGAAGAGAGAAAAGUCUUUCAAAAGGUAGAGCAUGCACAAGAAUAGAAGAAUUAGAAAAACAAUUAGAAAUAGCUAAGAAGAAUUUUGUUCAACUUGGUGGUGUUGUACCUGAAUAUAGAAAGGAGAGAAUUGAACUGCAGAGUAAAAACCACACGAUCAGAGAAUUAGAAUCGCAACUUGAUUAUGAAAGAUUAAAGAGAGAGAAGCUGGAAGCUGAUUUAGACGCGUAUAGGAAAGAAUUAGCCUACUUAACAUCGCAAUUAGAUUCAAGACUCGGGCAUUCAGAUGGUGAAGAUACCAGAUACCCACGAGGUAGAAGUGCCAAGCGACGAACAUCAAAGUCGAAAAACAAGAAACCUCACAGUGACGAUAGAAAUCUUCUCAAACGAAAUUACGUACCGAAGAAAAACUGAAAUAGUCUUUAAUUAAAUUUAUUUUAUUGAUCUCAAACUCAAAUAGAUAAAAUAUUUCAAAAUAACAUUCCAUUGGGAAACAACCACUGUUUUUUUUACAAAAGUACUGGGUUGCUUUGAAAUACAAUGAUUGUAAUCACUGGUAGAGUGCCUCACCAGAAGAACAUAUCUCCUAAUAUUUAAAGCAAACAGAACACAAUAGUUACGGAGACGGUCAUUUUUUGUGGGGUUUAAAAGCAUGAUGUUUCAACAAUUAUCCUCUUACAUAUAUAUUAAAACCAGUGAUUGUUUUCCAUAAAAAUUGGGUUCUGUUAAAGCGGCAUUAUGUAAGAUUAGAUAAAGAGCUGACAGUUCUCGCUAUAAUAGUUAAAAAAUAGAUAAUGAUAACAGAAUAUGCGAAACAUUUUACAUGUUUUUAAAUCGUUGUGAAUUGUUUUAAUCAACUUGUAUGUGAUCUUCACAUCAUAUCACAUUGGGGAUGCAUGAUUGUCAGUCCAUUCCGAAUUGAUACAAUUACAAUCAAGUGACGCAGAAUUCAGUCCUGUCACAAUUCUGUCAGUCUUGACAAUGGAGGUGAUUUGAGUAGAAUCAUGACGUAAUUAACACAAUGACUAUGUUUCAGCUGUCAUGGUUGGUUGAGGUAUUUUAUCAUGCAGUCGGCACAUGCUUUCUAGCCCCAAAUUCCCAUUUUCACAAGGUUAAUGUAGGGCAGAUAACUCUGUAUUGUACCUAUUAUCUCCCCUUAGACCACAAAAUUUGAAACAUUUUGAAAUGGUUGUGAAUCAUAUAAUUAGAUUAACUAUAUCAGUUCUUAGUGAUGUUUAUAUGAUAAUCUAUUUGUUGUAGAUGUUAGUGCAUUAUCCGUUUUUACUUCGUACCUAUAUAAUUUACAUACUUUAUCAGACCUUAAGGCAUAUAACUAAGCCUCAUAACCAAUGGCUCACCUUAGACCACAAUGGCUUUUUUUUUUUAAAUGGUUACUGUGAUAAUCUAUUUGUUGUAGAUGUUAUAAAUCAUAUACUUCAUCUGACCUUGUUAUCUCCCCUUAGACCACAAUGUAAGACAUAUAACUCUGUGAUAUUUAUAAGAUAAUCCAUAUGUUGUAGAUUUUAGUUCAUUUUACCUUUUAUUUCAUACCAGUAUAAUUCAUCUUGUUAUAAUCCCAGAAAAUGUACAUGUUUUAUAGAGAAAACAUUUCUUAAAAAAAUAAAUUAUUUAUCACCGAAA